Pipistrellus nathusii (Nathusius's pipistrelle) is the source of this 300-nucleotide messenger RNA. The record is from the annotation of a GenBank genome assembly. Lineage: Eukaryota; Metazoa; Chordata; Mammalia; Chiroptera; Vespertilionidae.
AUGUCUCAACAUGUGCUGUCGUCCCUCGGGGCCACGGCCGCCCUGCAGCGCGGCUGUCCGGGGCUCCGUGAGGCAGAGGCUGUCCGUGGAAGCACAAGCCCAGACACCCCGACAGCAGAGCCGUCACUCCAGGAGCAUCCCAGAGCAGCAGCCGGAAGGCACCGCCAUCGGGACAGAGACGGCGGGAUUGGCGGAAUGAAUCAGGAGUUGGACCCAUUUCCCACGCAUCUCUGCCAGAGAACUCUGGCUCCGAUGCAGGAUCCCGAAAUCAGGUCUUAUAAGCAUGCCCCACGCAAGUGA